AUGGGCUCUAUCGCUCGCGGUAGAGGACAGGCUACCAACGGUGGAUUCCUACGACGCCCGGUCGAUGACGCUCAACGAGAAGGCCGGACCCCCUCGAGCAACCUUCUCAAGGCUCUAACGGCCUUUGCAACACACAAGGCCAGCGUCGGCGAAGUAUCGGCGGCGCUUCCUACCUUUGUCUCCAUCCUCAAGGCGCGACGCGAGCUCUCGGACUCGCCGCCGCCACCAAAGGUAUCCUCAGGCGGUCCGUCCAAAUCGCUCUUGGAGAUGGUUGGCGGGGUUUUCCAGCCGCCGGCGUAUCCGGAGGCGCCGGAUGACGGCACGUCGGCGCCCUGGCGGGACGCACGUGAGCUCUGCGAGGAAGCGGGGCUGAGGCUCUAUAUCGGCGAGAUCCUGUACGCCACCAGGAGCAAGGAGGAGGGUGUGGCGUGGACGCGUGAGGCAGUGGAUGCGGCGGAGGAGCAGCUGAGAAAGGUGACGGAAAAGAAGGGCUCGGCGGUGGACAAGGAGGCGAAGAAGACGUGCCAGCAGUGCUUAAGCACGGGAUUGUAUAACUGGAGCGCGAUGGCAGCAGCGCUCGCCAACGUGGAGUCGAAGCGCAAAGCCGACGCAAAGGCCCAGGAGCCCUCGAGGUUCCGGUUCUGGUCGAGGACCGGAUCCGAGGCAACGGCCGAUCGAUGGUUGGCGGAAGAGAAGGUAGCGCAAGAGAGAAUACGACAAACCAAAUCGCUGCUCGAGGAGGUCGCACCACCACCGAGCAACCCGCUGAUGGCAAUCUUCAAGGUGUAA
This is a messenger RNA of Parascedosporium putredinis, 789 nucleotides long. Lineage: Eukaryota; Fungi; Ascomycota; Sordariomycetes; Microascales; Microascaceae. The record is from the annotation of a GenBank genome assembly.